AUGACAACCACCCAACCAUUAAAAACAUCCAUGUUUCUCUCGGACCCAAUCCAAGAAUCGGAGAAUGGAGGAGACAUGGGUGGUCGAACAAAAGGACGAUCGGGAUUGAAUUGGUUGCAAUUAGAACAAAAAUUUAAUGAUUUGAUCGCUCAAUUAAACUCCCCUCAGCAAGGAAAUUUCAGCGGAACCACAGCACAACAGAAACAAGAAUACAUCAAACAACUUGAAUUAAGUUUGGAGGCAAUUAUUGAAGUGGCACUAAGUGAGAGCUCAAUAAUUUUGCAGGAGGGAGAUUAUAAAAAAGCCAUUGUUGGAGGGUUGAAAGCACUUGAAUACAUUCAAAAACUAUAUGGAAAAGACGCGCUGCAACAAGUGGAAGCUUAUUUUCUCCUCUCAAAGGCAAGUCAACAAAUGGGUCAAUUCAAACAAGCAGAGGAAUAUCUUUCAAUUGCCAAUUGGACAUGCAUGAAGAAUAAGGAAAAAUGUUCUCCAAAUCUUAGAGCUGAGCUACAUCAACAUUUUGGAUUAUUAUAUGUACAGCAAGGAAAAGUUAAUGAGGCGGUAGAAAAUAUGUCAGCCAGUGUAUAUUAUUUAUCUCUUGAUCAUGGCACUCAUGAUCUUGUGACUAGUUUUGCGUAUUUCAAUUUAGGCAACGUGUUUGUUUCUAUGCAAGGAAAGUCAGAAAAAGGAAUAUCUUUCAUGAAAAAAGUUGUUGAUAUUUGGUAUGACCAAUUGUCGGCUGUCCUGUUUAAGGGUCUUAACAAAUCAGUUGACGGUGUUUCUGACGUCGAGAACAAGAAAAAGAGUUUCAAAACUUCCCUUCAAGAUUUAGAUGAAGACAAAGUCUCUGAUGCUGAGAAAAUGUUUGAACAUAUCCUUAACACAAUGCUUGAACAAAUAGGAGAAAAUCAUGUUGAAACUGGAAAAACCUAUGAAGUGAGUGGAUUAUAUUUUGUUUUCAUUGGGGAUUGUGAAAAGGGAACACAAUACUUGGAAAAGGCUCAAAGCAUUUUCUCAUACGUACUUGGCGACAAUCAUCAAUUAACAAAAGAAGUGAAAGACAUUCUGGAUACUCUAAGUAAAAGGCAAGAAUAA
This is a messenger RNA of Naegleria fowleri, 1095 nucleotides long. RefSeq lists its product as uncharacterized. Gene Ontology annotation, molecular function: protein binding. The record is from RefSeq and is a predicted model, not a curated record. The transcript has a single exon. Lineage: Eukaryota; Heterolobosea; Eutetramitea; Acrasida; Naegleriidae. The coding region runs from base 1 to 1095 and encodes 364 amino acids.